UCCCCUCCCAGCCCCCAGCCAAGCUUCCCAGUCUUGAGCCGCUCCAUGGAAGAGGCCACGUCCCCUGUGCCUCUAGAAGAGCUAGAACUCUCGGUGCUAGAGGAGCAGGCAGGGGAGCAGACGCCACUCAAUGGAGCCCUCCAGGUCCUGCCUACUUCUGCCCAGGACCCCUGCCUAGACCAGGCUAGCAAGAAGAGCCCCUGGAGUGCCUGCCACAGGAAUCUGAUUGGAAGGUGUAAACUGUGGAUGGCUAUCAUCUCUAUUUUUGUAGGCUUCAUUAUAGUGGUCAUCCUGGGCCUAUUUCUCACUGGUGUAACUUAUGUAGAUGAAGAUGAACAUGAAAUACUUGAAUUAUCAACAAACAAAACAUUCUUCAUGAUGCUAAAGAUUCCAGAGGAGUGUGUUACUGAAGAGGAAUUGCCUCACCUGCUCACUGAAAGGCUCACAGAGGUGUACAGUAAAUCACCAUCUCUGAGUCGAUAUUUCACCUCGGUUGAAAGAGUGCACUUCAGUGGUGAAAAUGCCACAGCAACCUAUCACCUGCGGUUUAUGAUUCCAGAGGAAGAUGACAGUUUUAUGACAUAUAUGAUGAGCGAGGAGUUAGUACUGGGCAUUGUGCUACAGGAUUUCCAUGAUCAGAAGGUUACUGGCUGUGAGACUCUGGGGCUUGAUCCCGAAUCUCUCUUCCUGUAUGAAUGAAGUAGUCUGGGUUGAUCUAGGUCAGAAAUCAGUGCUCCACCGAGUUUUUGAAUGAAGAGCAUUCAUUCUGUUUUGCACAGACGAUCCGGUGGAUUAACAUAGAAGUACCUGGCAAUGACCAC
Molecule: messenger RNA, 821 nt
Organism: Perognathus longimembris pacificus (Pacific pocket mouse)
Lineage: Eukaryota; Metazoa; Chordata; Mammalia; Rodentia; Heteromyidae
Gene: C5H3orf52
Product: chromosome 5 C3orf52 homolog
Exons: 6
Coding region: 46-699 (217 amino acids)
Source: RefSeq, a predicted model, not a curated record